GCCUUUUACACCCUGUCAAGUGCAAUGAUCAUCCAGUACAGAGUUUUCAGGAUUUCACUAAAUUCUUGUCUUGUAAUUGAAAUUUCAUGUGGAUCAUUAUUGCUUAGCAGGAGCCAGAAGUCCUCUGAGGCCAGUAGGGUUCAUUUUGGCUCUGUGUGUGUGUGUGUGUGUGUGUGUGUGUGUGAUGUGAUGUUAAAGAACUGAACCAUCCUUUAAGCAUUUAGCCUACUUUAGUCUUACUUGGAUGUAUCAGGUGUCCCAGAAUCACCAUAACAAAACACAUCCUUGUAGUUUAUUGAGAGUUUCUGGCAGUGAGAGAACAGCCUGAGAGGACGUGAAUGAAAGGCCUCUCUGUUAAAGCAUAAAGCAAAAGAGCAUUAUGACUGACAGGAAAGCAGUGAUCAAGAAUGCUGACAUGUCUGAGGACAUGCAGCAAGAUGCAGUUGACUGUGCAACACAGGCCAUGGAGAAGUACAACAUUGAGAAGGACAUUGCCGCGUAUAUCAAAAAGGAAUUUGACAAGAAGUACAACCCAACAUGGCACUGCAUUGUGGGACGAAACUUUGGCAGCUACGUCACCCACGAGACAAAGCACUUCAUCUACUUCUACCUGGGCCAGGUUGCCAUCCUCCUGUUCAAGUCUGGCUGAAGUCAGCGAGAGAAGAAUGUUCUUUUCCAACAUGGACCAAGAUGCACUAGUGGCCAAUGUCCUGUCUAACCACAUGCUACAAAUAUUAAACAAGGCCAUACCAUGACUAUGCUGACUGUGCGUAACUGCAUGGGUCGUAUAUCAUACUAAUUGUGCACAUGUUGCGGUUAAGUUGCUUUUCAGUAGGUGUCCCAUGUUCACCGGGGGAGUUUUGUUUCUGAUCCUGACAAGUUUGUUUGAGCAUAGGAGCUGUGAAGGCAGGAGUUAAAUUUCAUUAAAUAAUAAAGCAAUGGCAGAUUAAACAUGACUGUAUUUGUAUUAUUUUUCCCUUGAUGUUUUGUUUAAGUAUUCAUGGCUGCCAUGUAGUUUUAAUGAGCACAGUGUGUAUGAGAUGGAGAAUAAUGGAAAUAAGUAAUGCGUAGGUUAACCUAAGCUUAGAUGAUAGUUUUUGUUAGUUGAUUAUUUCAUGUCACUGGUUUGGAAACGGUGCUUGGAUGCUAGGAAACAGAUGUUACAGACGCACAAAUUAUACUCUGUCUGUCUGUAUUUCCUUUUGUUUGAAGUGUAAUACGAUGUUACAAAUACAUUAUGUUUAUUGGGGAAUAAUUAUGAUAUAUUAAACAAACUGCUUUAACAGCUA
Molecule: messenger RNA, 1289 nt
Organism: Tachysurus fulvidraco (yellow catfish)
Lineage: Eukaryota; Metazoa; Chordata; Actinopteri; Siluriformes; Bagridae
Gene: dynll2a
Product: dynein, light chain, LC8-type 2a
Exons: 3
Coding region: 380-649 (89 amino acids)
Biological process (GO): cilium assembly; microtubule-based process
Cellular component (GO): cytoplasmic dynein complex
Molecular function (GO): dynein intermediate chain binding; dynein light intermediate chain binding
Source: RefSeq, a predicted model, not a curated record